Molecule: messenger RNA, 1254 nt
Organism: Myotis myotis
Lineage: Eukaryota; Metazoa; Chordata; Mammalia; Chiroptera; Vespertilionidae
Gene: GPR87
Product: G protein-coupled receptor 87
Exons: 2
Coding region: 99-1175 (358 amino acids)
Biological process (GO): G protein-coupled receptor signaling pathway
Cellular component (GO): membrane
Molecular function (GO): G protein-coupled purinergic nucleotide receptor activity
Source: RefSeq, a predicted model, not a curated record
AAAUUAAACCAGGAAUAACCUAUGCAGAACCCUUGCCUCAACCAUCCCCCAGUAUUUCCUGACACAUAUUUUUGCUGACAGUCCAUCCUAAAUAAAGAAUGGGGUUCAACCUGACAUUUACAAAAUUACCAGAUACCGAGCUGCUCAGCCAAGGGAGCCACGUUCCAAGUAAUGCCAGCGAUGGCCUCGGAAGGAAUACCACCCUUAACAACGAGUUCGACACCAUCAUCAUGCCUGUGCUUUACCUCGUUGUAUUCGUGGCAAGCCUCUUGCUGAAUGGUCUAGCAGUGUGGAUCUUCUUCCACAUUAGGAAUAAAACCAGCUUCAUAUUUUAUCUCAAAAACAUAGUAGUUGCUGACCUCAUAAUGACACUGACAUUUCCAUUUCGAAUAGUCCAUGAUAUAGGAUUGGGACCGUGGUACUUCAAGGCCAUCCUCUGCAGAUACACCUCAGUUUUAUAUUAUGCAAACAUGUAUACUUCCAUCGUGUUUCUUGGGCUGAUCAGCAUUGAUCGCUAUCUGAAGGUGGUAAAGCCAUUUGGGGACUCUCGCAUGUACAGCAUAACCUUUACGAAGGUUUUAUCCAUUUGUGUUUGGGUGAUCAUGGCUAUUUUGGCCUUGCCAAACAUCAUCCUAACAGAUGUUCAACCAACUAAAGAAAAUAUUCAUGAAUGCAUGAAACUUAAGAGUCCCUUGGGAGUCCGAUGGCAUAAUGUAGUCAUUUACCUCAAAAGCUGCUUAUUUGUGGCUGUGCUGGUGAUCCUGAUUGGGUGUUACAUAGCCAUAUCCCGGUACAUCCACAAGUCCAGCAGGCAGUUCGUCAGCCAGUCAAGCCGGAAGCGGAAACAUAACCAAAGCAUUAGGGUGGUGGUGGCUGUGUUUUUCACCUGUUUUCUACCAUAUCACUUGUGCAGAAUUCCUUUUACUUUUAGUGACUUAGACAGACAUUUAGAUGAAUAUGCACACAAAAUCCUGCAUUACUGCAGAGAACUGACACUUUUCUUGUCUGCGUGCAAUGUGUGCCUGGACCCAAUAAUUUACUUUUUCAUGUGUAGGUCAUUUUCAAGAAGGUUAUUCAAGAAAUCAAAUAUCAGAACCAGGAGCGAAAGCAUCAGGUCACUGCAAAGUGUCAGAAGAUCAGAAGUCCGCAUAUAUUAUGACUAUACUGAUGUGUAGGAGUUAAAGGCUAGGAGACCUCCCCUUGUAUGUUGAAGUCGAUAUGUACAAAUUGCAAAUAAAUGUUUCUUUUGAUUAA